Molecule: messenger RNA, 5356 nt
Organism: Salmo salar (Atlantic salmon)
Lineage: Eukaryota; Metazoa; Chordata; Actinopteri; Salmoniformes; Salmonidae
Product: disintegrin and metalloproteinase domain-containing protein 23
Biological process (GO): proteolysis
Cellular component (GO): presynaptic membrane
Molecular function (GO): metalloendopeptidase activity
Source: RefSeq, a predicted model, not a curated record
CGGCACUUGCGCGGAUGCAGAAUCAGGAGGAGUCUGCUCGUUGAAUUCGAGUGGCUGGCCACCGCCUUCCAUUCGCCCCCCCGCCCGUUGCUGCAGGAGUCCUCUCCCCCCACUGACUGGAUACAUGAAGAAUUACCCGUAAACGACAUUUUCCCUGCAAUAAUGGGCCGCCAGCUAAUUACUGUGUUGACGUGUUGAUAUAAAGAUAUUUCAGAUAUCAAAUAUGAAUCAUGCAUUUGAUAUUUCUGGCAAAUUUGCUCGUGAGCAUUCUUGCGUCCUGGCUCCAUCCAUCCAUAGCGGCAAUUGUUUCUCAAGGAGGAGAGAAUGAGGUGGUUGAGAGGGACGCAGUGUCAUUAUUGUUGGAGAGAGAGGCAACUGCAGCAACGGCAACAGACAACACAAGUCACCAUGCGGCUGAGCAUGUGAUCACCUACCCCUCUCGGCUCAUCUACUACCUGAACGAGGACUCAGAGAGCACUUACCAUGACCUGGACACCCGGGCUAGGAACCAGGCCAGAGAGGGUCAUGAUCAGGCGGUCCACCUUGCUCAAGCCAGUUUCCAGUUAGAGGCCUUUGGCUCCAGAUUUGUGCUGGACCUAACAUUAAACAAUGACUUGUUGUCGUCGGAUUAUGUGGAGAUCCACUAUGAAGGGGGUAAACCUGUUCUGUCAAAGGGUGGUGAGCACUGUUACUACCACGGCCAGGUGAGGGGGGAAGAUGACUCUAACGUGGCCUUGUCUACCUGCAAUGGGCUGCAUGGAAUGUUUGAUGAUGGACUCUACGUGUAUCUAAUUGAGCCUUUGCAACAGACUCACUCAAUUGAUACAGCUGCACGACCCCACUCGUUGCGCAGGAGGCCCACGCUCCAGAGGAACAAUGACCAAGAGGAACUGGUGGAGGAAGAGCAGCUGCUUUCGGAGCUGGAUGACAUGUCCUGGCUGAAGCGCAGGAAAAAGCGGGCUAUGCCUCGGAAUGUCUUUGAGGAAAUGAAGUAUUUGGAGAUUAUGAUUGUCAGUGACCACAAUAUGUAUAAACGACACAAGACCAAGCAGCACACCAGGAACUUUGCCAAGUCAGUGGUGAACUUUGUGGAUGCUAUCUUUAAGGAGCACCUGCACACACGGGUUGUUCUGGUUGCCGUGGAGAUAUGGACAGACAAGGACCAUAUUCCCAUCAGUGUGAAGCCACUGGACAUGCUGAAAGAUUUCUCUAAGUACCGGGCGCAGAGCAUCAAGCAACACGCUGACUCUGUGCACCUCUUCACCAAUGUGACCUUCCACUACCGCCGGAGCAGCGCAGCGUACUUCGGGGGCAUGUGCUCUGUGAGCCGUGGAGUAGGGGUCAACGAGUAUGGCACCACGUGGACCAUGGCUUCGUCACUCUCCCAGAGCUUGGCACAGAACCUAGGCAUCCAGUGGGAUCCAGCCGCCAAGAGAAAGGAAUGUGGCUGUGCUGACUCCUGGGUGGGCUGCAUCAUGGAGGAUACUGGGGUCCAGCAUCCCCGGAUGUUCUCCAAAUGCAGCAUCUCAGACUACAAGGAAUUCCUGCUGAAAGGCGGUGGAUCCUGUCUUUUUAACAGGCCAAACAAGCUGUUUGAAUCCACAGAGUGUGGGAAUGGAUACAUUGAGGUGGGAGAGGAGUGUGACUGCGGCGCUAGAUCCGAGUGCUACAAGGAGUGCUGCAAGAAGUGUUCCCUAGCUAAUGGUGCACAUUGUGCUGAUGGACCUUGCUGCAACAACACUUGUCUGUUCUACCCACGAGGUUAUAGUUGUCGCUAUGCGGUGAAUGACUGUGACAUCUCAGAGACAUGCUCAGGAGACUCUGGCCAGUGCCCUCCUAACCUUCACAAACAAGAUGGCUACCACUGUCAAGUCGACCAGGGACGCUGCUACGGUGGAGAGUGCAAGACCAGGGGGAACCAGUGCAAAUACCUCUGGGGUUCAAAGGCGGGAGGCUCCGAGAAGUUCUGCUAUGAGAAGCUCAAUACAGAGGGAACAGAGAAGGGAAACUGUGGGAAGGACGGAGAGAAAUGGCUCCAGUGCAGCAAGCACGAUGUGUUCUGUGGGUCCCUGCUGUGCAGCAACAUAGGACGCAACCCCCGCAUCGGGAUGAUGAAGGGAGACAUCACCCCCACCUCCUUCAACCAUCAGGGCAGACUGGUGGACUGCAGUGGUGGCCAUGUUCUUUUGGACGAUGAGACUGAUUUAGGCUACGUGGAGGACGGGACGCCCUGUGGGCCGUCAAUGAUGUGCCUUGACCGCAAGUGUCUGCCCAUCCAGUCCCUCAACAUGAGUGCCUGUCCCAGCGGGCCCAACAGCCAGGUGUGCUCAGCCCACGGGGUGUGUAACAAUGAGGCGUCGUGCACCUGUGACACUACAUGGGCGGGGACAGACUGCAGCAUGCCUGACCCCCCCAAGGAGCCUGCGCCCGCAGAAGAUGAAGGACCAAAGGGUCCUAGUGCCACCAAUCUUAUAAUAGGCUCCAUCGCCGGAGCCAUCCUGGUAGCUGCCAUAGUGCUGGGGGGGACUGGAUGGGGCUUUAAGGUUCAAGGGUGAGAGUUUAAGCGGAAGUGGUGAGAGAGAAGCCAGGGCCAUAUUGUUGGCCGCAGCCUUUGUGCCAUGGCUGGCCACACCCACCUGGAUGGCCAGGCUCCGCCCUAGAGCAGAGCAGGACUCCUGGACCCGCCCACACCAGCUGCCAUUGCUGCCUGCUUCACAGACCUGGUACAGACACGGCGCAUUGAGCUGCAUGACCCACCACGCACAUCAAUAGUGCCACCUCCCACUGGCCUACUAUUGAAACAGGUGCAUGACAGACUGCUAGAAGCCCCACAUCAAGCCACAUUACGGGGAGGUUAUGCAUAACUCUCCUGUUGGUGUUAUCUUGUUGUUGGUGUUGUUGUCGUUGUUGUUGUCGUUGAUGUGUUGCUGUUGUCUCCUCUUUCCCCCUUUAAUAGAGUACAUUUUUGUUGGCUCUCUCUCCCCCCAGAUGGUAAUGUUUUGAAUGGAACUAAUGUAUUUUCCUGUCAGAGAUGGUAAUGAGAGAAUUGUGUCCUAUCCUUGUCCUUGUGUUUUGGAAAGCUAACUGUAUGCCACAUGGACUAGCACAGACUCUUCUCAUUGCCUCCAGCACCAUAUUGUGGUUGCACAUUUGAAACACAAAAUGGAUGUCAUCACAAUGCAGAAGAAUUGACUCAUAGGUCAAUCUGAAAGACUUAACAACAGCAAUACACAUACCAAUAGUGAACAUAUCAAAUCAAUCUAGGGUCUCCAGUGACCUCACUGAAGCGCGUAGCUGCAGGGAGCAGUCCAGUACGAAAGGACCAAUUAUGGCUCCUGUUGGCUAAGAGAUGAGUGUGGCUGCUUCUCCACGGUGCACUGACUGUACCACCAUCAUCAGUAAUAUACCAUGUAUUGAUCCCUUUCUUCUUUCCCCAACUCUCCCCUGAACGCGAAGAAAUGUGAAGAAGCGACGGUACGACCCCAACGCCAGUGCCAUAUAAGGCCGGAGGAGAGGUCAAAGGGCACAGAGGGAUCCUCUGGACUGCACUUACAGCUGCUGAUUUUUGGCAUUAGAUUUACUUGAAAAAGAAAUAGAGGACAAUUUAACAAAUUCCAUCUUAGUCAUGUAGAAAUGCAGCCUUCUUCAACCCCACCCACCUAACAACCCCAUCCUGAUCUCUAGAGCCACAGAACUCCUCUCCUUUUCCUUUCAUCGUUAGUGCCAGUGCACAGGCGUUCAGGCGGAACUCACACCAUUAUAUUCUCUCACCAGGCAUGAUUUCCCGCACAGAGCGUGCAGCUCGCUGGCUCUGGCAUGAGGGGCCCUCGCUAAAGGACUUUGCAUGGCUACCAAAGCUAUGAACAACACACAGCAAAACAAAACAAAAAAAGAAGAGAGAAAUCACUACUGAAUCGUCAAAUGGAGGUGAGAACCUCAUUAAAAAACAAACCCGGUGGUACCCUGAAAAGCCUCCUCCUCCUUAGGUCACCACAAUGAGAGGAAGAGGGCUGCAUGCUCGAACCCAAAUGGGAAAUGCAGACCACAUUCAAUAAAUUGAAGUAUAUAUCGGGCAACAUUGUACAUAAAAGAGGAGAAAGAGUUCAGAUUCUGAAUUAUAACAUAUCAUUUUACACUGACACACUCUGCUUCUGUUUUCUCUUUAAGCAUGUUGUAUAGCGGGUGUUUUUGGCAAUGUUAAUGAAAAACAGUAACGCAAUUAUGAUUUGGGCCAAAAUGCUACGGAUAACCAGACAAUGUCAUAAUCUGUCUAUUAGGUGUUACCACACGCUACAUUCUGUAUUUAACCAAUAUAGAGGUCAAGGGUCAGGUUCAGUAUACACAGUACAGAUGAGAGGUCAGAUUUAGGGGUCUACAUGUGUCUUCUCUAGAGGUCAGGGCACAGCGAUGAUGACAGAAAGAUAGAUCGCAGAUUAUCCAGUCUAUGAAUGACGUCAUGGGGUUCCUUAAGUACUUCCAGUAGUGACUCAAAAGCCAAAGAAUCAAUCACGUGGAAUGUUUGGAUGUUGUCGCACACAGAGCACUUUCCCCUUUGUCUGCAAUCUGUGUGCCUCUCUCUCCCAGUGCUGCAGACAGGCAUGCAGUGUGUCCCUGCAGAUUAGUCCCACCUGUCUGAUCCGGUGGUGUCACUAUUUAACAGUCCUCAUCAACACCCACUAUACUGGCUAGCUUGGCGCUCUCAUAAACUCUUACUAGAAAUCAAGUUCAGCUCUACUGGUACGCUGCAUGCAUUCACACUAUAGUGGGCUUAUAAUUCUAUAAGGGAGUCCCAAAAUCCGCAAGCUAAAAUACGCUACAAAAGAUAGGUGCAUGUCAACAAACAAAACAUUUAACUUUUAUUUCUAUGCAAAGAAAGAUACUGCACAAACUUAUGGGUUAUUAAAUGUAAUAAUGAUAUCAGUAUAAACAUGGAACAAAAACCUGUGCGAAUCAGACAACCUUUUGUAUUCGGCCACUCCCACAUCUCGUUUCAUUUAGCUUCAAAGUACUGAAAUAAAGAAUGGAAAAGCAUAAUUGAAUUCAUAUGUCCAAGUGAAAAGCCGAAAGAACAUCCUUUCACGUUUGUGGAAUCGAAGGAAAAUAUAAUUUUUGUGUGUUUUUCAACCAAUCUAAGAUGACAUUUCUAAUCUGACAUACUGUAUGUGCUGAGGCCUCAACAGGUUACUUUUCCAGGACUUUAGUUUCCAGCCCAGCUGACAGACAGACAGUUGGUGUGUUCCAGGUGCUGCCAUAGCACUGGCAUUGUGUAAACCUCCAUAUUAGUCAUCAUCUCGUGUCCCUAUCAACACUGCAUCAUGUACAGUUGGACCGACGAAUAAACGACUGAAGUAUUUUA